GAUUUAGUUUAGGUAGUCACUGCGCCUUUAAUAUUUGUCAGGACUGUUUGGGUUGUUUUAUGGACACCUUGAUUGAAUUAUGUUUAUGUAGUUAAAUACCAAAGGCAUUUAGGGAGUUGAGCGAAUAUUCCAGCAAAAUAAUCCUCAGAGAGCUCAAUACCGAGAGCAUAUGGACAUUGGAGAGCAGUCUUGACAUUUCUCAUGGACUCAUACACACCAAGGUGCACUUGAUCACUAUCCACUCUUUCUAUUGGAUUAUGGAUUUAUUUCUCAUGUGCGACAGUCAUGCGCUCAGCAUGUCUUUUCCUCUGCAAGAUGUUUCAGCACGUGUAUUUUCCUGUUUAACUUGACAAUUACAAGCAACGACCCCGAGAGCUGCCAUUCUGUUCGCGUUUACAUCUACAUCAGCGAAAUGAGUAGGAACUUGCUCUUUUAGCAGCUGACAUUUUCUCAAAAACACUGUGACAGCAGAUGAGGGCGAAACUUUUGUGUUGCUGUUUCCACGCGUGACAAUCCCACAAGGACAUAAAGGAGUAAUUAUGCCCUUAAGAAAACGAGACACAGCCAGGGCAAUAUGUCUCCUGGAGGACUACUGCUCCAAACUGAAGAAACCAGAGGAACAACAGCUCAAAACUUCCAUCUUAAGAGUCAUGGGCAUUUUCAAAAGCAGUCUUUUCCAGGCUCUCGUAGAUAUCCAAGAGUUUUAUGAACUGACCCUGCUGAAUUCUCAGAAGAGCUGUGAGGAGAAGCUGGUAGAGGUGAAUCAUAUGGCUGAGCAGUGGGAACACACUGCCACUAACUCAACCUCACCCACAGAGGGUCCGCAGCCAGCCUUCACACCACCAGAGUUGAGAGAAGAGAGUCACAUGGAGCUGGCAGCAGAGGAGCCUGCCAAAGGAAGUAUGAAUACAGAGAACAGGCCUCCGGCAGUACAGGGCAACCAGCACCAAAGCCAAUCUCCAACAUGUAUGAACCCAGCCCUGAUGAGCUCCCCUUGGUACCGGUAUCAGGAUGAAGAUUCCCCAUCUCCGGAACAUGGCUUCCCGCGACUCACCAAUGAAGUUCGAGCGCCGGAGCUGGUGCACGUAUCGGAGAAGAACCUCUCCGAAAUUGAGAAUGUGCAUGGCUAUGUUUCCCACUCUCACAUUUCACCACUUAAGCCUGCGCUGGUUACCCGGUUUGAUCUAACAUACCCGGGGGUGACCGCAGCAAACUACCUGGCAAGUCCUGCUCCAAUUAUUGUCAACACGGACACUUUGGAAUCUGUACCAUACGUAAAUGGGACAGAAAUUGAAUAUGAAUUUGAAGAGAUUACAUUAGAGCGGGGUAACUCAGGGCUGGGGUUCAGUAUAGCAGGUGGUACAGAUAACCCUCACAUCGGCGAUGAUCCUGGGAUCUUCAUCACAAAGAUCAUCCCUGGAGGAGCAGCGGCUGAAGAUGGCAGACUCAGAGUGAAUGACUGUAUUUUACGUGUGAACGAUGCAGAUGUCUCGGAGGUGUCUCACAGUAAGGCGGUGGAGGCUCUGAAAGCGGCCGGAUCGAUUGUGAGGCUCUAUGUGCGCAGGAGGAGACCAAUGCUGGAAACAGUCACCGAAAUUAAACUCAUAAAAGGACCAAAAGGGCUCGGCUUCAGUAUUGCUGGUGGUCUGGGAAACCAACACAUCCCGGGUGAUAACAGCAUUUAUGUCACUAAAAUCAUUGAUGGGGGAGCUGCACAGAAGGAUGGACGGUUACAAGUUGGAGACAGACUGCUCAUGGUGAAUAACUACACUCUAGAAGAGGUGACCCAUGAAGAAGCAGUGGCCAUAUUGAAGAACACGUCAGAUGUAGUAUACCUAAAAGUUGGGAAAACCACUAAUGUCUAUCUCUCAGACCCCUAUGGGCCGCCGGAUAUCACACACUCAUUCUCACCCGCUAUGGAAAAUCAUAUAUCUUCCCCUGGUAAUAACGGCACUCUGGAAUAUAAGUCCAGUCUUCCGCCCAUCUCCCCUGGCCGAUAUUCCCCCCUGCCCAAGCACUUGCUGGGGGAAGAGGACAUUAACAGGUUGGAUGGUUUUUCCUUCCUACGAAAUCCCUCGUUAGAUGAGAUGGAAGGUCACAGGUUUGAUUCCCAGCACUUCCAGUUGAGGCCUCCAGAGCCAGUUUACAGCACUGUGAACAAACUGAGUGACCGCGCCCCCUCUCCCCAUCUCUACUCCCCCGUGGAGUUUGAUAAAAGCCCCAUGCACUCAAUCCCCCACUUUCCUCACUAUCACGCAGGCCUGCUCCCUGACUCCGAGAUCUCCAGGGAGCCCAGGAAGAUCAUUCUGCACAAGGGCUCGACUGGACUGGGCUUCAACAUCGUAGGAGGAGAAGAUGGAGAAGGCAUUUUCGUCUCCUUCAUACUUGCAGGAGGGCCCGCAGACCUCAGCGGAGAGCUGCGGAGAGGAGACCAGAUCCUAUCCGUUAAUGGAAUCGAUCUGCGAGGUGCCACUCAUGAACAAGCUGCAGCUGCCCUGAAAGGAGCGGGCCAGACGGUAACCAUCAUCGCCCAAUACCGGCCCGAGGAACUUGCCCUGUGCUCCCCACGCCGGGCCCCGCCACCAACUGCAGAAUACGGGCGUUUCGAGGCCAAGAUUCAUGACUUACGAGAGCAGAUGAUGAACCACAGCAUGAGUUCUGGAUCGGGAUCCCUCCGAACCAAUCAAAAACGCUCGCUCUAUGUCAGGGCUCUGUUUGACUAUGAGAGGGCAAAGGAUAGUGGGCUUCCCAGCCAGGGUCUCAGUUUCCGAUAUGGAGACAUCCUCCAUGUUAUCAAUGCAUCUGAUGAUGAGUGGUGGCAGGCCAGGAGAGUGACGCCCGAAGGAGACAGUGAGGAGAUGGGCGUCAUCCCCAGCAAGAGGAGGGUGGAGAGAAAAGAGAGAGCCCGUCUGAAGACGGUUAAAUUCAACGCAAAACCCGGUAGCCUCGAUUCUAAAGGGUCAUUCAGUGAAAAACGUAGAAAGAACUUCAUCUUUUCACGCAAGUUCCCUUUCUACAAGAACAAGGACGCAGACGAGCAAGACGGCAGUGACUCAGAACGGAGUCAAGAGGAACUGAUCCUCUCAUAUGAGCCCGUCAUCAGACAAGAGAUUAAUUACGCUAGACCAGUAAUAAUCUUGGGACCCAUGAAGGAUAGAAUCAACGAUGACCUCAUUUCCGAGUUCCCGGACAAGUUUGGAUCAUGUGUGCCACCGGCUAACAGUUCUGAUCAAGAAGAUACUACCAGAUCAAAGCGGGAUUAUGAAGUGGAUGGGAGAGAUUAUCACUUUGUGUCCUCGCGUGAGCAGAUGGAGAAAGACAUCCAAGAGCACAAGUUCAUCGAGGCUGGACAGUACAAUGACAAUCUGUAUGGAACCAGUGUACAAUCUGUCAAAUACGUGGCUGAGAGGGGAAAGCACUGCAUACUUGACGUGUCUGGGAAUGCGAUAAAACGACUACAAGUAGCACAACUCUACCCCAUUGCCAUCUUUAUAAAGCCUAGAUCCAUUGAGUCCUUAAUGGAGAUGAAUAAGAGGUUGACGGAGGAACAGGCCAAAAAGACGUACGACCGUGCCAUGAAACUGGAGCAGGAGUUUGGCGAGUAUUUCUCAGCGCUGGUUCAAGGAGACACGCUAGAGGACAUUUAUAGCCAGUGUAAGAUGGUGAUAGAGGAACAGUCUGGACCUUACAUCUGGAUUCCCUCAAAAGAAAAACUAUAAAAAAAACACCUUACCCUUGCAGGGACCUUGGACUGGAGAAAAAAACACACAGAUAGAAAUAAUUUGUAAUAUGAUAUAAAUUAUUAUUAUGGCAAUGUUUAUUGUUAACUCUUAAAGUGAUUUUUUUUCCAGUUUGUUUGUUUGUUUGUUUUACAUUGCAUUUUUCACUUUCAAUAUGAAUGUUCCUGAAUGUACACCACGAAGUGUUAGAAGCAUUUUUAGUCUCAACAAAAAAAGUGAACUCUUUGUUUGUAUAUUUAUUGGUUAGCAUUU
Carassius carassius (crucian carp) is the source of this 3992-nucleotide messenger RNA. Its product is annotated as disks large homolog 2. The transcript has 30 exons. Gene Ontology annotation, biological process: chemical synaptic transmission. The record is from RefSeq and is a predicted model, not a curated record. Gene Ontology annotation, molecular function: kinase binding. NCBI's taxonomy places the organism in Eukaryota, Metazoa, Chordata, Actinopteri, Cypriniformes, Cyprinidae. The coding region runs from base 540 to 3719 and encodes 1059 amino acids. Gene Ontology annotation, cellular component: neuron projection; postsynaptic density membrane; neuromuscular junction.